AUGUGUUUUCCGUUUCUUUCUUUUCGGAUUGGCUGUAAAAUGAUCGUUUGGUUCCAUAACGCUAACCAAUUAUUGAUGCUUCUACCGAAAAAAAAGACGCAUGAAUUAAGAAUAUAUCAUAAUCAUUCAGUACACCUAAAUCCCAUGCUUGCAGCAGCACCUCCUUUCCGAAUAGAGGCUAGAUUGCAGAGUCUAGUAGAUAGAUCGAGAAGACAGCAUGUGCAGCCCGACAACGGCAAAUGGCCGAUCAACCAGUACGAUCCGUUGAAUGGUUUUUAUCAAUCGAUUGGUAACUCACAUGACUCACAUGAUAAUAAGCGAGCGUACGAGAGCGAGUAUCAGGAAUGGUUACGCAGUCAGCAGCACGAUGAUGGUCAACGUCCGGUUUUGAUUCCUGGUCAGCCCGUUCCAGUUUUCCAAACCAGACGGAAUUGCUUGCCACGUCAACCACAAAGUGCAGGACAGCGAAACAAUUGCCGUCAGCGAACUCCCACUCAGCCGCCGUUGAUUCGUGUUUCUAAACGAAUUUGUAGACCUGCUAUGCCAUCAGUUUCUCCCACUCCACAGUUUCAGCGAAGAAGCAACUGUAUUCAGCAGCGGCACACUCCUACAUAUCCGCCUUUGACAGGCAAAUGCAAAGUGGUCUAUAACAUUAUCCCACAAACUCAACGGGUCACAUGUCGCCCACCCCUAACUUCUACAAAGCCAGUAUACAAUAACGGUUGUAUCCCGCAGCUUGUACCGCGCGAUGAGGAUCCUGGCAGUAGGAGUAAGGAGUUUCGGGCCGGUUCCGAUUAUACAGCGGCAAUUACGUCGUCGACACCAACAAACUUCAGAGACUGCGAAGGGUCAGUGAAAAUCGUUUCAGUGAACGCGGCUGGUGUAGUCGAGCACUACAUGUAUAGAACAGGCAAAGACGUUGGCGAAGUGCUCGGUGAGAUGCUGGACGCUGAGGUUGUCCUUUUAAUGAAGUGCAACAUGAUGUUAGGCUGCUCGCUUAUGUCCGCUUUCGUUCACUUGCACUUCGUGGGCCAUUCGAUUGGUAGAUGCACACCCUGUUCCCCAAACACGGGUGACUGA
Angiostrongylus costaricensis is the source of this 1080-nucleotide messenger RNA. The record is from the annotation of a GenBank genome assembly. Lineage: Eukaryota; Metazoa; Nematoda; Chromadorea; Rhabditida; Metastrongylidae.